Oikopleura dioica is the source of this 975-nucleotide messenger RNA. The record is from the annotation of a GenBank genome assembly. Lineage: Eukaryota; Metazoa; Chordata; Appendicularia; Copelata; Oikopleuridae.
AUGGGGAAUAAGAGAAGAAGAGCGAUAAAAUUACUUUCAUCAAUUUUUAUUCUCUUAUCCGUCAUGACGGUACUGAUGAGUCCUUACUACUUCCAGACGCGAAGUUUAGAUUCUUCAACUUCGACAACUGUCUCGACUUCUUCUUCAACUACAACUUCAAGCAAAAGUACAACUACGAUUUUAACAUCAUCUUCAUCGCAUAUUACAUCUUCCGUUUCUACAUCAACAUCCAUUUUAUCUUCGUCAUCAACUAUGCCAUCAAAUCCAAUUUCAACUACAAUUUCAAAAACGACUUCAACAACAACAUCAACAAAUAAAACCACGUCAACCACAAUAGAAAUAAAAUCAUCCACAGCUUCAACAACAACAACAAGAACAACAAAAACUAUAACCCAAACGACAACCCCAACUACAGCUGCAACAAGUACAACAACCAUUGUUACAACUUCAACUACAACUUCAACAACGAAAACGCCCAGGAGUACAACUGCUACAACUUCAACGACAAGAACUCCUCCACCUCUUCCAGAAUUCACGUGCAAUUCAAAUAGUGUAGUAAUGGGCUGGAAGGAAUGCUUUGAGCACUGCAUUAAUCAUCACGACAAACCAAUACAGAUUGCAAAUUUGGACCAAGCAAAUUCUCUCAAGAAGUUUACACAAGAAAAAUGUCCCGAUGAAAAAUUUUGGAUGGGAUACGGCUCGAGAAACAAUGAGCAUUACUGGAUAAACGACAACCUUGAAUAUGAAAAAGAUGUUCCUCAAAGUCAUAUUGAUGCAUUUAAAGAGGUUGGAUGCAAUUAUUUUGAAAAUUUUGAUGAAAAAGGGCGUGCAAACGCUACUGCAGAGUGGAAAUACAAACGAGAAGGGAUUAAAAAAUGGGAAAUUCAUUGUAAAAUUCACAGACUUGAUGAUGAUCCUCCUCAUAAACACAAUUGUCUUUGCCUUUCACAGAUACCAAAUCUUUCUUCAAAUUAA